Urocitellus parryii (Arctic ground squirrel) is the source of this 2854-nucleotide messenger RNA. RefSeq names its product centrosomal protein 76 (gene Cep76). The record is from RefSeq and is a predicted model, not a curated record. Gene Ontology annotation, cellular component: centriole. Lineage: Eukaryota; Metazoa; Chordata; Mammalia; Rodentia; Sciuridae. Gene Ontology annotation, biological process: regulation of centriole replication.
AAACAGUUGGCGGCGGCGCCGCGACGACCGGGUUCCCGCCCAGCCCCGGGUCAGCCAGACGCGGCGUCGCGCCCCUCGGGACCCGCGCGAGGCGGGCGGCUGAGCCGCUUGGUGCUGCAGCCGCCACUGUUGCUCCGGGGCCCGCCGCCAGCAUGUCGCUGCCUCCGGAGAAGGCGUCGGAGCUGAAGCAGCUCAUCCACCAGCAGCUGAGCAAGAUGGAUGUCCAUGGCAGAAUAAGAGAAAUCCUUGCUGAGACCAUACGGGAAGAAUUGGCACCGGAUCAGCAACAUUUGUCCACCGAAGAUUUGAUAAAAGCCCUUAGACGUCGAGGAAUCAUUGAUGAUGUGAUGAAAGAACUUAAUUUUGUUACUGAAAAUGUUGAUCAAGAACUUCCUUCCUCUCCAAAACAACCUGUUGGUUUUGAUAAACAAUCAACUUUAAAAAAAACUAAUAUUGAUCCAACACGGAGGUAUCUUUACCUUCAGGUUUUGGGUGGAAAAGCUUUCUUGGAACAUCUUCAAGAACCUGAGCCUUUACCUGGACAAGUUUGUUCAACUUUUACUUUAUGUUUACAUUAUCGGAACCAACGUUUUCGUUCUAAACCUGUUCCAUGUGCCUGUGAACCGGAUUUUCAUGAUGGCUUUCUACUUGAAGUACACAGAGAAAGCUUAGGUGAUGGAACUAGAAUGGCUGAUUCAACAACAAUGUUAUCAAUAAGUGAUCCAAUUCAUAUGGUGCUAAUCAAAACUGACAUAUUUGGUGAGACCACCUUAGUAGCAUCCUAUUUUCUGGAAUGGCGAUCAGUUUUGGGUUCAGAAAAUGGAGUAACCAGUCUGACUGUGGAGCUUAUGGGUGUAGGCACAGAAUCAAAAGUUUCUGUGGGAAUUUUAAAUAUAAAACUUGAAAUGUAUCCACCACUCAAUCAGACAUUAUCUCAAGAAGUGGUGAACACACAGCUUGCUUUGGAACGUCAGAAAACUGCAGAGAAAGAGCGAUUAUUUCUUGUGUAUGCCAAGCAGUGGUGGAGAGAAUAUUUGCAAAUUCGACCCUCACACAACUCACGGCUGGUGAAAAUUUUUGCACAGGAUGAAAAUGGAAUAAAUAGACCUGUCUGUUCCUACAUUAAACCACUUCGAGCUGGCCGGCUUCUGGAUACUCCACGGCAGGCAGCAAGAUUCGUUAAUGUCCUUGGUUAUGAACGAGCUCCUGUUAUUGGAGGAGGAGGUAAACAGGAACAAUGGUGCACUCUGCUGGCCUUUCUCUGUAGAAACAAGGGUGACUGUGAAGAUCAUGCUAACCUUCUGUGCAGCCUUCUUCUUGGAUAUGGGUUAGAAGCCUUUGUCUGUGUAGGGACUAAGGCAAAAGCAGUACCUCAUGCAUGGGUUAUGACUUGUGGAACUGAUGGAACCAUCACUUUUUGGGAGAGUUUAACUGGACACAGGUAUAUUCACAAACCUAUUAAUCCUGAUGAGCCUCCGCUUGCUGAACAGGCCAAACCAUUGUACCCAUAUCGAACGAUUGGCUGUGUUUUCAAUCAUCAGAUGUUCCUUGGAAAUUGUCAACCCUCUGAUGCAGUAGAAACCUGUAUAUUUGAUUUGAAUGAUGAAUCCAAAUGGAAACCCAUGAGUGAAGAAGCAAUUAAAUCUGUGUGUGCCCCAGGAGCGACAACAUCCCUUCCUCCCUUUCCACCUCUGUGUGCAUCCACAAUUGAUGCAUCUGUCACAAGUAAUGAAAUAGAAAUGCAGCUGAGGCUCCUAGUGUCAGAACACAGAAAGGAUCUUGGCCUCACGACUGUUUGGGAAGACCAGCUUUCUUAUCUUUUAUCACCAGCGUUGGCUUCUUAUGAAUUUGAGCGCACCACAAGUAUAUCUGCAGGCAACGAAGAAUUUCAGGAUGCCAUAAGGAGGGCGGUACCUGAUGGUCACACAUUUAAAGGGUUCCCUAUACAUUUUGUGUAUAGAAAUGCAAGGCGUGCAUUUGCCACCUGUCUUCGAUCCCCUUUUUGUGAAGAAAUAAUCUGUUGCCGUGGAGACCAGGUGCGACUGGCAGUUCGUGUCCGAGUGUUUACUUAUCCCGAAUCUGCAUGUGCUGUUUGGAUCAUGUUUGCUUGUAAAUAUCGCUCUGUAUUAUAGGACUAGCAUUUCCAUAAGAAUUAUACCUGUGUUUUACUGAAAUUUUACACAUUAUAUAUUACUAGCUGUUUGAAGGUUUUUUAUUAUUAUUAUUAUUAUUAUUAUUAUUAUUAUUAUCAUAAUUUGCUUUGGAUGUCUUAUUUCAAUUUUGUAUAGACCUGACUGAUGAUGUUUUAAAAAAUCAUGAUUUGUGUAUUUCAAGUCUAAGGAUGAAAAACUUGUAAAAAUCUUAGUUGAAUUUAAUAUAAAUUAAGUGUAUAUUCUAUUUUAAUAAAUGCUACUUUGUUUACAGGUAUUCAGUAGUUUAAAUAUGAAUAUAAAAUUUACUCAGUUUUCUUUACACUAAUAAUUAUCAUAGAGGUAUAUAUCUAAGGGUUUGGACUAUAGUAAAAUCAAAGUGAUUAUUUUUCAGAGGUGAAUGAAAUUAUUUUAAAUAUAUUAGGAAGAAUUAACCUCACAAGAUUUAUUAAUUGCAUAUAUAAAAAUACAUUUUGGUGAAUUACCACUUUUGUGGUUUACCCAUGAUGCUGGGGAUAUUUGAGACUUCCCAGAAAUUUUUGGAAAGACUUCUUCAGAGUAGGAAAUCAGUAAUUCCACAAAAGCAUGAAUAACAGAGCUCAUAUGAAAGUACUUCAGUAAUUUAUAAAUAUUUAUUGUUACAGAAGUGUAUUGGGUAUUUAAAAAUUUUUUUCUCUUGCACCCCUGUAUUAUGAUACAGAUCA